Zerene cesonia (dogface butterfly) is the source of this 1371-nucleotide messenger RNA. RefSeq names its product UDP-glycosyltransferase UGT5-like. The record is from RefSeq and is a predicted model, not a curated record. The transcript is spliced from 6 exons. Lineage: Eukaryota; Metazoa; Arthropoda; Insecta; Lepidoptera; Pieridae. Bases 1 to 1137 code for a protein of 378 amino acids. Gene Ontology annotation, molecular function: UDP-glycosyltransferase activity.
AUGCGUGGUCCACUUCUUAUUUUAACCACGCUGGUGGCGGUCAACGAGGCCUACAGAGCCUUGGUGUUGUUUCCUUAUCCAUUCAGGAGUCACGCUAUCUUAGGUGAUUCGAUCGUUAACUCUUUGGCUAAGGCUGGAAACCAGGUUACCUAUAUAACUGCCUUUCCAAAUACCAAAACGGCACCUGGUGUUAGAAAGAUAGAUGUUAGCAGCAGUGCAGAUAUAUUCAAAGACAAAACUCGCGAUUACUUGGACAGCUGCCUGAAUAAAACUCCACUUGAUAUCUCGUUCAGUACCUUUGUCAAAUUACCGUCAGAAAUGUUUUUGGAUACAAUUCAAAACAAAGAAGUCCAAAGGCUCAUUAAUGAUCCCAAUGAGCAUUUCGAUAUUGUUAUCGUGGAAUGGUUGUUAAAUGAACAGUAUGAUUUGAAGAAACUGCUGGACAACUCAAAGGAUGGACUUAUUUUCUUCAGUUUGGGUAGUAAUAUAAAAAGUAAAUAUUUACCAGACCAACUGAAACAGAGUCUUUUGAAAAUGUUCGGUGGCCUGAAGCAGACGGUGCUGUGGAAGUUUGAAGAAGAUCUCCCAGGCACUCCGCCCAAUGUUCAUAUAGUACAAUGGGCUCCACAACAUAGCAUAUUAGCACAUCCAAAUUGUAUCAUAUUUUUAACUCACGGAGGCUUACUUUCAACCACUGAAACCAUCCACUUUGGGAAACCCAUUAUUGCGGUACCGGUAUUCGCUGACCAGUUCACCAAUGCUAGGAGAGCGGUGCAAAAGGGUUUCGGUAUUCACGUAGAUAUGUCAUAUAAUUUAGCUGAUGAUAUCAAGGCUGCGGUCCAAGAGAUGACAAGUAAUCCUAAGUAUAGCUUAAGAGCCAAAGAACUGUCACUUAUAUACCACGACAGACCAGUCACUCCUGACAAGGAGCUGAUGCACUGGAUAGACCACGUGGUGAAGACUGGUGGGGCUGCUCAUUUGAAGUCACCAGCUUUAUUGGUACCGUGGUAUCAGAAACUAUACCUGGAUCUCCUUGCUGUUAUAGCAAUACUGAUUUAUGCUAUCAUCUAUGGUAUUAAAAGAGUCAUAUCGCACUUCAAGAAAAACAAAAGCAAAACAAAGAGGAAAACACAAUAAUUAACGAAUAUUGACAGUGACUGAAUAAGUAUUAAGAGUGGUAUAAAGAUUGUUAAUAAAACGAUUUUUUUUAGACUGUGUUUCACUACAUUAUUUCCUGGUCUGUGGGAUUCACCGAGCAGUUUUAAAAUAGUACUGAUUCCAUUGUGGGAACGUGAUGCUAGACGACCUAUAUACCUCUGCAUUUUUCCUAGAUUGGAAUCAGUACUGCUUUAAGAUCCUUCUAAAUAUUUG